Molecule: messenger RNA, 1601 nt
Organism: Bombyx mori (domestic silkworm)
Lineage: Eukaryota; Metazoa; Arthropoda; Insecta; Lepidoptera; Bombycidae
Product: protein obstructor-E
Exons: 6
Coding region: 368-1048 (226 amino acids)
Cellular component (GO): extracellular region
Molecular function (GO): chitin binding
Source: RefSeq, a predicted model, not a curated record
CUGUACGCAUACAGACGAUUCAGUCAUCAGUGAUAUAAAUAGUAGAUCUUUAUUAGUCUCUAACUCUGACUCUCUCAUCGAUAAGUUAUUAGAUCUGAUUAUUCGAGUCUAACAUAUUAACGAUUCAAUGUAAUGGAAAAUAAUAUGUAAAUUAGCACCCAAAGUAACUACCCGAGGUCGUAAACAGCAAAAGGAUAACCGACCUCAUGGAGGAUAAGUGACAGAAGUGAAUCUUCCCACCAAGACGAAUAAAGAUAUAUGUGUUCAGCGUUGGACAGCGGGCGCUGUGUGUUAGCCCGCGCGCCGCCAGUGCUACCGGGCCAAGAACGACGCACAGACGUCGCGACGAACAAACAAACCAGUAAACAUGAGUGCAAAGUUCCUUUAUCUCGCCGCUUGCGUUGCUUUCGCUAACGCGGGAAUACUUCUGGAGCACGCUCCACCAUGCCCGGAAGAAUACGGUGUCCAGGCAUAUGCGCAUCCCGAGCAGUGCGACCAAUUCUUUCUCUGCACUAACGGCACGCUCACCGUAGAGACCUGCGAGAACGGGCUUCUCUUCGACGGAAAGGGUGCAGUUCACAACCACUGCAACUAUAAUUGGGCUGUUGAUUGUGGUCACAGAACAGCGAAUUUGGAACCUCUAUCAACACCCGGAUGCGAAUACCAAUUCGGUAUUUACCCAGAUAGCCACGAGUGCUCCACUAGCUACAUUAAAUGCGCAUAUGGUGUCCCGGAACAAUUUCCCUGCACCCCAGGCUUGGUCUACGAUGAGCGCAGUCACAGCUGCAACUGGCCUGAUCUCCUCCAACCCUUCUGUAACCCCGAGGCUGUCGUUGGCUUCAAAUGCCCAUCAAAAGUACCAGCGAACACUCCAUCGGCUAAGUUCUGGCCGUUCCCCCGCUUCCCCGUACCUGGAGACUGUCACAGGCUCAUCACCUGCGUGGAGGGUCAGCCCCGUCUUAUCACCUGCGAAGAAGGAAAAGUGUUCGAUGAUCAGAACCUGACCUGUGAAGAUCCAGAGAUCGUUCCUCAUUGCGGUCGCGCGUAAUUGCCUUUCAACUGUAUUGCAAAAUGAAAACGACAACUGUCCAUAAUUUUUUUAUCUUUGAACAGAGCCUCUCUAAACUAACAAUAAGCUUUUAUUGUUAUUUAACGAAUUGCAAGAUUUGAUAAUUAAAAUCUACGCUUGAUUAAUUAAAAUUCUUAUAAAGUAUUCAAACUAUAUAAAAAACUAAAAUUACUACAAAAAUAAAAAAGAGAUAAACUUUGAUUUGAAAUGACGUACUUGCGUUUAAAUAUACUCGUACAUAGUUCGUUUUCGUUUUGUGAUGCUUUACGUAACUUAUUUACUCUGAGAUUGGAUCCUUCUCAAAUAAUACUAUUUAUUUCCCUAUAACCAACAGAAAAUAAUGAUUACAAAUUUAAACGAGCAAAUCAGUUGCCGAAUAAUUUAAAAUAACCACGUGAUAUUAGGUUACCAUAUAAUUUAUAUCUGAGACAUAAAUAUAUAUAUUUUGCAUAUUUCUGUAAAUAUACCAUUUGAGAUGUGAAAAUGUAAAUACGAGAGAGAAUAUUGAUACCAAUAAAACAUAUAAAAUAAA